Daldinia decipiens is the source of this 1772-nucleotide messenger RNA. Its product is annotated as ras-domain-containing protein. The record is from RefSeq and is a predicted model, not a curated record. The transcript is spliced from 2 exons. Bases 530 to 1237 code for a protein of 235 amino acids. NCBI's taxonomy places the organism in Eukaryota, Fungi, Ascomycota, Sordariomycetes, Xylariales, Hypoxylaceae. Gene Ontology annotation, molecular function: GTP binding; GDP binding; GTPase activity. Gene Ontology annotation, cellular component: plasma membrane. Gene Ontology annotation, biological process: signal transduction.
CUUACCUUACCUUACCUUACCUUACCUACCCUACCCUACCCUACCUGUCCGUCUACCUGUGUCUACCUGUCUACGCUUAAUUUUCUACAUAGAGCUCAGGCCCUCCCAAAAUCUCAAUUCUCCACAAUCCUCUACAAGGAACCUACCUCGUCUCCUGCUCCUUGCUUCCCUCCUCUCCUUCUCCGUUUUUUGUCUUGAGCUAAAAAGUACGGACGUCGCUGCGAUCAAUACAGUUCUUCUUACUCCUCAUACUUUCUCUCCGACGAAUUGACUCGCCCCUCUCCCUCCCAUCUCAUCUGUGUCGACUCUCCUAAACCACCUCAACAUACAUAGUAGCCGAAUACCUACUGCGGCCCGACCAACUUGGCCACUUCGCCUGUUAUACCCCGUGUUGAGUCUAAUAUCCUAGCUCUCUUGAGGACUUGAGGACUUUAUCUCUUGCUUCCGCCCCCAUUUCUUCAUCACGCCUGGUAUAACAAUAAAACAAAGAGUAUUGCUUGGUCCUGUGCGACCUCUUUCAAGUAACAACAUGGCGGGUAAAAUGGUGCUUUAUAAACUGGUGGUCCUCGGUGACGGUGGUGUCGGUAAAACAGCUUUGACAAUUCAGUUAUGUCUACAACAUUUCGUCGAAACCUAUGACCCGACAAUUGAAGACUCGUACCGAAAACAAGUCGUCAUAGAUGGCCAGUCUUGUAUGCUGGAAGUAUUGGAUACCGCUGGCCAAGAAGAAUACACAGCCUUACGAGACCAGUGGAUUCGAGAUGGUGAGGGUUUCGUACUAGUUUAUAGUAUUUCGUCUCGGUCAUCAUUUUCCCGAAUCAAGAGAUUUCAUCACCAGAUUCAACGGGUAAAGGAAUCAUGCUCGGCAUCACCCACCUAUCCUGGCUCGCCGAUAUCUACAAUAACGCCCCCAAGUGCCGUACCGAUUAUGCUGGUUGGUAAUAAGAGCGACCGGGUAACGGAAAGAGAAGUUUCUACCCAAGAAGGUCAUGCUCUAGCGCGGGAAUUGGGUUGCGAGUUCGUCGAAGCAUCGGCCAAGAACUGCAUAAACGUCGAGAAGGCUUUCUAUGACGUCGUUAGGAUUCUACGCAGACAGCGACAACAAGCAUCUCGGCCGAUGCCGCAAACCGGCCGCCCACGACCUCAAAAUGGAGAAGCUCCCCACAGGGAACCUGGGGAUAGGUAUAGGAGGAACCGCCGAGGCGGAGGUGGAAACGGACGCUGCGUCAUAUUAUAGAUGGCGUCUUAUUCUUAGCAUUACAUGCGCUCUCGCGCGUUCACGACCAGCAUUCUGAUGACGAAUUUGUUCCAGUGUUUGGUUGCGUGCUCCAAGCUCUAAUACGAUCCCCGAAAUGAUGACAACAUCAAAGCAUGCACGCAUACGAUAGCGCACUUGGACCAUACUGUGUUCAUACAACAUGGAGGAUUAUUAUAUACCUCUUCUUACAUUGCACUCCAUACAUCUACUAGCUAUCGAAUCGGCGAAUGGCGUACGAAAAAUAAGCGGCAUUAUUGGGCGCAAGUAUCUUGGUUACCCCGAGUAGGGAUGAAGAUGUGUUUUGUGGGCAAGCUGGGUGGACGGCUACGUUGGUGUUUUGGAGUCUUGGGGCGUGCCUUGCCCUCAGGCUAAUAUGAGUUUUGUCAGUCACGUCUUGGGUACACCAUGAAGACGGUUUAUAUUGUUAUCGAAUAUGUGUUGGAUAUAUGUUCGCCAUCCAUCGAUUUCUGUUUUGGAAAUCUCGCAAAAGGAAAAAAGCGCAGCUGUCUGUUAA